Messenger RNA from Vicia faba (fava bean), 981 nucleotides. The record is from the annotation of a GenBank genome assembly. Lineage: Eukaryota; Viridiplantae; Streptophyta; Magnoliopsida; Fabales; Fabaceae.
AUGGAUGCGCAAGCCAAGAAAAAAGCAUUUUUCCGUGCCAAAUUGAAUGCCCAGAAGAAGGACAAACGCAUAGAAUCUCCCCUUGUUAGGUAUAAUGAAUCUGAUCAGCCUGUUUGUCGGGUUUGUGACGUUGUUCUGAAGUCUGAGUCCCUAUGGGAUGCACAUCAAGUUUCUCGAAAACAUCGUGAGGCAAUAAGCAAUCUUAAAGCUAAUGCGGCUGGGUUAACCAAGCAGAACAAUGCUGAGCCGGAUAUUCCAACUAAACGGCCUAAACCUGAGCAGCCUUCAGACUCACAGUUCAAAAUUCCUCAAAGUCCACAAGUGCCUAAACCUCAGUCAUCAUCCGUUCUUCCACCAGAUUUUUUUGACAACAAUGACGCAAAGAAGAUGAGAUCGGAAAAGGACCCUGUCCAUUCAGUGGACUCAGGUUUCGGUAGAAACACAGGGGCUUCUGCUCAAAGUCUGGUGUCAAACUCGGACAAAGAUCACUUUGAUGGAAAUGAUACUACGCAGUCAAAGACUAAUCAAGCAACGAUGGAGAAUAGGAAAACAUCAGUCAAGAUUAAGGAUGCAGAGAACAAGCAGGAAAAAGGGGCUCUCCCUGAAGGUUUUUUUGAUAAUAAAGAGGCUGACUUGCGGGCACGUGGCAUUAAGCUUGUAAAACCAGAUGUCAAAGACGAGUACAAGGAGUUUGAGAAGUUGAUUCAAGAGGAUUUGCGGGAGGUGGAUGACCGGUUAGAAGAAGAAGAGAUUGAUGCUGCAGAAACGAUAGAAGAAGCCGAAUCUGCUGAGCAAAGAAAGUUAAAGGAGAAAGUGGAAAUGUUGAAGACGAAGAGAUUGGAGUUAAAGGCUGCUAAAUCUGCAAAGCGUCGUAAAUCUUCUGAGGUUGUGACUAAGAAGUCUAUACAUGAAGAGUCAUCCAGUGAUGAUGAUGAGAGUGGUGAAAACUUUGCUGUUGACUGGAGAGCACAACACUUGUGA